Dama dama (fallow deer) is the source of this 5785-nucleotide messenger RNA. RefSeq names its product DDB1 and CUL4 associated factor 5 (gene DCAF5). Gene Ontology annotation, biological process: negative regulation of fatty acid biosynthetic process. The transcript is spliced from 9 exons. Gene Ontology annotation, molecular function: protein binding. Gene Ontology annotation, cellular component: cytoplasm; Cul4-RING E3 ubiquitin ligase complex. The record is from RefSeq and is a predicted model, not a curated record. NCBI's taxonomy places the organism in Eukaryota, Metazoa, Chordata, Mammalia, Artiodactyla, Cervidae. The coding region runs from base 41 to 2884 and encodes 947 amino acids.
CGGCGGCGGCGGCGGCGGCGGCGGCGGCGGCGGUUCCAGCAUGAAGAGGAGAGCUGGCCUGGGGGGCAGCAUGAGGUCAGUGGUGGGCUUCUUGUCCCAGCGGGGCUUGCAUGGGGACCCCCUGCUCACUCAGGACUUUCAGAGGAGACGCCUGCGAGGCUGCAGAAACCUCUACAAGAAGGACCUCCUCGGCCACUUCGGCUGUGUCAAUGCCAUUGAAUUCUCCAACAAUGGAGGCCAGUGGCUGGUCUCAGGAGGAGAUGAUCGCCGGGUUCUACUGUGGCACAUGGAACAAGCUAUCCACUCCAGAGUUAAGCCCAUACAGCUGAAAGGAGAGCAUCAUUCCAACAUUUUUUGCCUGGCUUUCAACAGUGGGAACACCAAAGUAUUCUCUGGAGGAAAUGAUGAGCAAGUUAUCCUCCAUGAUGUUGAAAGCAGUGAGACCUUAGAUGUGUUCGCUCAUGAAGAUGCGGUGUAUGGCUUGUCAGUGAGCCCUGUGAAUGACAACAUUUUUGCCAGCUCCUCCGAUGAUGGCCGGGUUCUCAUCUGGGACAUCCGGGAAUCUCCCCAUGGAGAGCCCUUCUGCCUGGCCAACUAUCCAUCAGCCUUUCACAGUGUCAUGUUUAACCCUGUGGAGCCCAGGUUAUUGGCCACAGCCAAUUCAAAGGAAGGAGUGGGACUCUGGGAUAUUCGAAAACCUCAGAGUUCCCUCCUGCGGUAUGGGGGCAACCUGUCCCUCCAAAGUGCCAUGAGUGUGCGAUUCAACAGCAAUGGGACCCAGCUCCUGGCCCUGAGGCGUCGCCUGCCCCCUGUGCUCUAUGACAUCCACUCCCGCCUGCCUGUGUUCCAGUUUGACAAUCAGGGUUACUUCAACUCUUGCACCAUGAAAAGCUGCUGUUUUGCAGGAGAUCGUGACCAGUAUAUCCUUUCAGGCUCUGAUGACUUCAACCUGUACAUGUGGAGAAUUCCUGCAGAUCCAGAAGCAGGUGGCAUUGGUAGGGUGGUCAACGGAGCCUUCAUGGUGCUGAAAGGGCAUCGGUCUAUUGUUAACCAGGUCCGAUUUAACCCCCACACCUACAUGAUCUGCUCUUCUGGUGUAGAAAAGAUUAUCAAGAUCUGGAGCCCGUACAAGCAGCCAGGAUGUACCGGAGAUCUGGAUGGUCGGAUUGAGGAUGAUUCUCGCUGUCUCUAUACCCACGAAGAGUACAUCAGCCUUGUGCUGAACAGUGGGAGUGGCCUGUCUCACGACUACGCCAACCAAUCUGUGCAGGAAGACCCCCGGAUGAUGGCCUUCUUUGACUCCCUGGUGCGUCGCGAGAUCGAGGGCUGGAGCUCUGACUCGGACAGUGACCUCAGCGAGAGCACCAUCCUCCAGCUGCACGCAGGGGUCAGUGAGCGCUCGGGCUACACCGACUCCGAGUCCUCGGCCUCGCUGCCCCGCUCGCCCCCGCCCACAGUGGAUGAGUCUGCCGACAGCGCCUUCCACCUGGGGCCCCUGCGGGUCACCGCCACAAACGUGGUGGCGUCCACCCCGCCGCUGCCCUCAUGCGAGGAUGCCACGUCUCGCCAGCAGCGCCUGUCUGCCCUGCGGCGCUACCAGGACAAACGCCUCCUGGCCCUUUCCAACGAGUCUGACUCUGAAGAGAAUGCCUGUGAGGUGGAACUGGACACAGACCUCUUCCCCCGGCCACGGUCUCCCAGCCCCGAAGACGAGUCCAGCAGCUCCAGCAGCUCCAGCAGCUCCGAGGACGAGGAGGAGCUGAACGAACGGCGCGCAUCCACCCGGCAGCGGAACGCCAUGCGGCGCCGGCAGAAGACGCCUCGAGAAGAGAGGCCCAGCGCCCCACCCAAGCCCACCGACACCUACAUCGGCGAAGACAACUAUGAUUACCCCCAGAUCAAAGUAGAUGACCUCUCUUCCUCCCCCACUUCCUCCCCUGAGCGGAGCGCGUCCACUCUGGAGAUUCAGCCAAGCCGAGCAUCGCCAACUUCUGACAUAGAGUCAGUUGAGCGGAAGAUUUAUAAAGCUUACAAGUGGCUCCGCUACUCCUACAUCUCCUACUCAAACAACAAAGAUGGAGAGAGCUCGCUCGUGUCUGGGGAGGCCGAUGAAGGGAGGGCGGGAACCAGCCACAAGGACAACCCAGCCCCUUCUUCCAGCAAGGAAGCCUGUCUAAACACGGCCACGGCCCAGAGGACCCAGGACCUGCCGCCGGAAGGCCGCAGCAAGGACGCUUUUAAAGAAGGGACUUCUGCCAUAAGCCCCAGCCAUGGCCCAGGCCCUGAGCCCAGUGGCCACCCUUGGGCAGAGGCACCCGAGGAUGCCUCUCAGGACUCCAACAAUGGUGGCACUGUAGAACACACUUUUGAAACCAAGAAGCUCAAUGGAAAGGCCCUAAGCAAGGCCCUGAGCAGCCGGGCGGAGGAGCCACCCUCCCCUCCUGUCCCCAAGGCAUCUGGCUCCACUCUGAGCAGCGGGUCUGGCAACUGCCUCAGGACCCAGUCUGAUGACAGUGAGGAGAGGAGCCUCGAAACCAUCUGUGCCAACCACAACAAUGGACGCUUGCACCCCCGCCCCCCGCACCCCCACAACAAUGGGCAGAACUUCGCGGAGCUAGAGGCACUGGCCUGCUCGUCCCCAGGAUGUGUGGACACUGACCACGAUAACUUGUCCCUGACAGGGAUACUCCUACACAAAGAUUGUUGUGGGUCUGAAAUGGCCUGUGAGUCCCCCAGUGCUGGAACGAGAGAGGACCCCAUUGAUCCCCCAGACACAGACAGCAGCAGGGCUGUUCAUGGCCAUAGUGGCCUCAAGAGGCACCGAAUCGAAUUGGAAGACACAGAUUCAGAGAAUUCCUCCUCAGAGAAGAAAUUAAAAACAUGAUAAAUACAAAGGGAAAACCAAAAGCUAUGAAAAGUAGCUUUACAAAAAUUUUAAAUCCUGUUUAGUGAACACAGAGGAAAGGAAAAAUAGUAUUAAAGGCACGUAAAACCAGGGCCUGAAAUUUUGUGUCUGAUGCUGCUCCCUUCUCUUCAACAAUGGGUCUGAUGUUUAGCUGGCCAUUGGUCGUGCUGCGUUAAGAAAGGGAAAAAAUGCAAGUGAGUCCUUUCUAGUAAGACUUGAGCAUAGUGUACCUGUGCAGAUUCUAUUACAGUAAAUCCUUGUUGAGAUGUUUGACUUGUUCUCAUGUGUGUGCACUGGCACGCGUGAGCUCACUGUCUCAGACUUUUCUUUCCAUUCUCUGUCAGAAAGGCUCUAUGGAUCUGUGUUUUUUGCCAUCUCACCUCGUUUACAUGCCAUAGGUGUUCUGGUUUUAAUGUUGAGUGCCUGCUAAAUCAGAUUGUGUUGCCAGUGAGUAGUGGGUUUACGCUAAAAGAAUGGAGACAUGUGGAAACAGGCCUUCAGCCCACUGGCUGUGCUGGAAAGGAAAGCAUGGUUCCUUUCUUAAAGAAAUCUUCCAUGUUUUCUCAGUAGCACUUCUUCACUGAGCAUUAAAGUAGGUGUACUAAAAGUGGAGCGUUUUUCAUGCUAAUGAGAGGUUAGCACUUAAGAUCAGAUUUGAGAGAACAUAGAUCCCUGAUAAAGUUCACUGGUUGCAAAUUGAGCAGUGGUGCAACACCAUACUGUAGGGGGCCGUAAAAUAUAACUAGUUGUGGGUAACACUUUAACAAGUUAGGUGCUAGUUCCUAAGAGGCACUCAGAAGGCCAGCAGGCACUUUCUUGGCCCCACAUGGUGGCAUCUCGGCCUAUGGAAAGAAGGGGAGAGACAGCUCUCAAGAGCUUUGUGCUCAGACUACUAAAGUGGAUGUUAUAGGUGUGUUAAUGAAGAAGUGUAGGGAAGAGCAGAGUGUGGUACUGCAUUCAUUUAAUUUAACCUGAAAUGAUCAAUCAGAAUUGGUGGGCCUGGCAUCUUCCCUCCGGGCUGCAGUCCACAGAGGCUGUGGUGUUGUGACUGAAUCUUGCCGAGUAGGCAUCUCAGAGUAACAGAUUCUUAUUGAGUAGGUCUCUCAGGAGGCAGAGAGUGUGGAAAGAGGGGUCACUGGCUUCUAGAGGAGACUCUGUUCAUGAAGGUAGAUAAAGAUUGAGAGAGGAAAAGACAAGGAUCUUUUCAGCAUUGCGUGGUAGUUACAGUCACUUGGUUAUUAAUGAAGGCUUGUACAAGACAGGGAAACCUAGAAUGACAGAUAGCUUGUUGGCAUGGAUGUCAUGAAAGGGCAGGAGAAUGCUGGGAAGAAAUGAGGGAGAGAGAACACUACAGCUUUCUUGAGCACAAAGGUGCUGGACAGCUAGGAGCCCAGUGCCAUUGGCCUGGAGAGGUCCUAGCUUGUGACUGGUGUGGCCUCACGAAUCCAGCAUUCUUUUUAGGAAUGAACAUGUCCUACUGGAACUGGGACCAAGGGGAGGGAGCCUGUGGAGGAUGAAGACGUGGACGAAUUUAGUGACCAGGGGAAGGGGGGUUAUUUAUAAAGGAAGGUUGUUGAUCUAAGCCGGAAGGAGGGAUCAUCUUGCUAAGCUUUGUGAAAAGAAAGACGUGCCUGGUGUGUGUGCCGUGACUUGGGUGUGAAAACACUGUCUGAGGAGGAGGAGACAAAGGAGUGUGAGUAGCAGUGGAGAUGCUUACAACUAAACAACUGUAAUCUCACCGGGGAAUGGGUCAGUGAUUCUGUAACCAGUAGAAUUACUUUAAUCUGUAAUCAGAACGGUUCUAUGAUUUGUUUUUGACUAUACACAGAUAAUUGUAAAUUCUGGUUUUAUAAGCCCAAGUCAUUUUACAUUUGCUUUUCCAAAAUUUAUUAUUAAAUUGGAAUUUUUUAAUCCUUUAUAUACAAAAAAAAAAAGAUAUAAUCACUCAGUGUGUGUUUCUCUUCCCCUUCCUAGUCAGCAUGCCCAGUCUUUUUGUUUUAUAUUACUGCAUCUAGUCAGUAGCUGGCCACUUCUGACUUCUCUAAGGACAAUCCACAUAUCUUCCUGGAGAAAAAGAAGUAGGUAAAGUUCUCUUGAGAACUAGCCAGUUGGUAGUUACUGUUCCCAAAUGCAGAACUUGAUCUUUUCAUGUUAAGAGCCUUUAUCUCAUUUGGAUACUCAGAAGAGAAGUCACAGUUCAUUCUGGUUCAACUUUAGAGUCCAGGAAAAGAUGUUUUUAGCAAGGAUGCCUUCCAUCCUUGGGAGACACCCCAGGUUCUGCUUCCCAGGAGCUCGGCCCCACAGUGUACCCACAGAAGCAAGCUGAGAAAUGCGUGUCUCUGUAGCCAUUCCACUCUGAUCCCCAGAGAUCUCCUGUCUGUGAUCAUGGUCCUGCAAACCUGGCAGGAACUUCCACUUCUAGGGUCCCUUUGCCUAAACUUGUAGGAUUGAGGCCCCAACUUUGGAGACACAUUUAAUCCCCAGAUUCUUCUGUGAUAGCUAUUUUUACUAACAGGGCAGAUGGCACUUGAUUAGGUUUGAGCUAUUCAAAGGUGCCUCUUAUGGGUUUUUUCCUGCAUCCUGUACAUAAAGUUUUAAGUGGCUGGUCCAGAUUUAUAAAAUUGGUUCCCUCCACUUUAUUUUCCACCUGGUUUUGUAAGUGAUUCCCAUGUCUCUCUGACAACAGGUAAAUGAGUUAAAUCAGUAGUGGGCUUGGGGCAAAAGAAGGUUGCGACUGUGCUUGGUUUACUGAGCCCAGAGUCCUUGUUUGUCAAGGUGCCUUCCUCUGCUGAAGCCUUACCUCCUCACAAGCCCUGCCUCUCUCCCAGCAACGCUAGCUCUUCUCUUAUGUAUAUGCAAAUAAACCUAUUAUUCACUUCU